Molecule: messenger RNA, 4762 nt
Organism: Volvox carteri f. nagariensis
Lineage: Eukaryota; Viridiplantae; Chlorophyta; Chlorophyceae; Chlamydomonadales; Volvocaceae
Gene: oeeB
Product: oxygen-evolving enhancer protein 2
Exons: 32
Coding region: 1-4365 (1454 amino acids)
Biological process (GO): photosynthesis
Cellular component (GO): photosystem II; extrinsic component of membrane; photosystem II oxygen evolving complex
Molecular function (GO): calcium ion binding
Source: RefSeq, a predicted model, not a curated record
AUGACUAUAGCAAUUCUUCUGUCCUGGAUCCUGCUGGGUGGCUUGAACUGGGUCAGCAGAGCCCAGUCUCCCCCGACGGCGCCCACCCAGGACUGGCGGACCCAGGACCACUCCAGAGGCCGAUGUGCCAUGUACGGCACCUGUGGCCACCGCCGCGACGGCGACCCGCUGGCCUGUGCCGCCAACGCGCCCGCCGUACCGCCGUCGGAGGCGCUGGCGGCACGGUUACAGGCCGUAUGUCCUAGCCUGUGGGCCGACAAGGGCGGGCCAGCGGGCAGGUACUGCUGUACGGCAGAUCAGGUGGACCGAAUCAGUACUGACACUCAGAAGGCGCUUCCCUUCAUCGUCGGCUGCCCCGCCUGCCGUCACAACUUCGUACAGCUCUGGUGCUUGCUCAUCUGCUCACCAGACCAGGCUGCAUUCACAAACGUCACUGCCGUACAAGUCGCAGCAGAUACGGGUGCGGUCAAUGCGGUGGCGGAGGUGGACUAUUGGCUGACGGCGGUGUACGGCAACCAGCUGUACGACUCGUGCAAGGAUGUGAAGUUCGGCGCAGCCAACGUGCCCGCCAUGAGCUUCCUGGGUGGGGGGGCCCGUAGCGGCCAGGAGUGGCUGGACUUCCUGGGCACGGUGAAGGACAAGCGGAUGCCGCCGCUGGGCUCACCCAUACAGAUCAACUUCAGGCCCGAGAACAGCACCCCCCCUGGACUCGCACCCAUGGGGGAGAGGGUGGUGGCGUGUGGGGACAACGCCUUCCGAUGCUCAUGCUCGGACUGCCCCGUGGCGCCGGGCUGUGAGCAGCCGGAUCCCCGGCCCCCCGACCCCUCCCCCGCCACCUGCCGCCUGGGCACCCUCUCAUGCCUCACGUUCGGGCUGAUAUGGCUGUACGGCAUAUUUGUGGCUGCCGUACUGGCGGCCGCUACGACGGGUCGUAUCGGCGGCGGCGGCAAUGGCCUUCAUGGCGGAGGCGGAGCACCACCCGGGCCAGCAGUAGCGGCAGUAGCAGUAGGAGCAGCUCGUAAUGGUAAUGGAGGUGUUGGUGGCAAUUCCGGCGGUGGUGCUAGUGGCGGUGGCAGUGGUGAUGUGCCCCCGGUGGAGAGGUUGCUGCAAGUCAGCUACUUUAGACUGGGUAUGUGGUUGGGCCGCCAUCCUGUUCGUGUGGUGUUUGGCGGGUUGGCGGUGGCGGCGCUGUGCUGCCUGGGGCUGUUCAGGUUCCGAGUGGAGACGGACCCGCAGAGGCUGUGGGUGGGGCCCGCGAGCCAGGCGGCCAGGGAGAAGGCCGCGUACGAGUCCUCCUUUGGCCCCUUCUACCGGGUGGAGCAGAUGAUCCUGGCCACACGGCCUGUGAAAGCGGGGGAGCCGACGACGGCCGCAUCCGCCUCUGCUGCCGGAGGCGCUGCUACUGCUACUGCUACAGCUAUCACUCCCGCGAACCUUCUGUUAUUGUUUGAAAUGCAACGGCUAGUGGACGAGCUGGAGGCCCCUCUGGAGGACCCCAGCUCCCCCACCAUUCGUACUGUACGGCUGACUGACAUCUGUUACAAGCCCUUCGGAGACGCCUGCGCUACCCAGAGUGUACUACAGUACUGGCGGCUAAAUCGUACACUGUACGAUUCUGAACAGGCGAAACCGGCGGGGGUGCCUGGCCGCAUGACGCCGGAAUACUGCUUCAACCAUUGGUACACGGAGUGCCGCUCCUCCUUCCAGGCGCCCAUGGACCCGCACGUGGUGCUGGGGGGGUUCCCGGGGGGCCAGGAUUUCACGAGCUAUUCCUCCGGUGCCACGGCCUUCGUGACCACCUUCCCCGUCGCCUCCUCUCCCGCCCUCCUACCCGCGGCUCGCGCCUGGGAGGCGGCCUUCGUGACCCUGGCUCGAUCCCGGCUGGGGGCGAUGGCGGAGGCGGCUAACCUGACACUCUCCUUUUCAACGGAGCGUCGCGCUUCCUUGGGCCUGGGGGGUGUGGCUAUUGUGGCGGCGAGUGUGGCAGGCGCGCUGGGUCUGGUUAGCGCUGUCGGUUUGUGUUGCACCCUGAUCAUCAUGGAGGUCAUCCCCUUCCUGGUGCUGGCGGUGGGUGUGGACAACAUGUUCGUGAUGGCUGCGGCGAUGGCGAAGCAGGUGCUGGGUGGGGAUCACUCCCUGCCCCCCCCCACGCGCCUCGCCCUGGCGCUCUCCUCCGCGGGCCCCUCCAUCACCCUUGCCGCCGUGUGCGAGGUGGCGGCCUUCGCGCUGGGGGCACUCAUCACGUCCAUGCCGGCAGUACGGAACUUUUCCCUGGCAGCGGCGGCGGCGGUGGCUCUGGACUUUGGGCUGCAGGUGACGGUGUUCGCGGCGUUGCUCGUUCUGGAUGUACGGCGGUUGCACUCGCGCCGGCUGGACUGUUUGCCGUGUGUGCAGCUUGGGGCGGAGGAGGUGGAGGCGGCGGCGCCCAGGGGGCCGGCGGAGAGGGAGGCGGCGGUGGCGGCGGUGGCGGCAGCGGUGGAGAGCAAGAACAGUCCGUACACUCCGCCGCCGGGGACCGCUGCUAUGGAGUACGACAAGUACGACGACUUGCCGCCCACCCUGGGGCCCAGCGAUGAAGGGGAGGUGGAUGAACAUUCGUACUGGUCCCUGCAGCGGGUCCUGCAGGCCUAUUUCGAGCGAGUUCACGCGCCGCUGCUCUCCCUCCCUGCCGUACAAGUGGUUGUGCUACUGCUGUUCGGGGCCUCACUGCUGACGUGUGUCGGGCUACUGCCCAAGCUGCAGGUGGGACUGGACCAGGCGGUGGCACUGCCGAGAGAUUCGUACCUGCAGCCGUACUUUAGGGAUAUCAUGCGCUACCUGCGUGUCGGUCCGCCGCUGCUGCUUGUCGUACGAGAUCUGGAUCUGGAUCCAGCCGCCCGCCAGGUGGAACGAGUGUGUGCCGUAUCCGGUUGCGACCAGGACUCGCUCCUGAACCGGGUCUCCGCGGCCGCCCGGGACCCGGCUCGUUCGUACAUCUCCGCCCCCGCCGCCUCCUGGCUUGACGACUUCAUGAGCUGGCUGUCACCCGACCUGCCCUCGUGCUGCAGCUCCGCAUGCUCCUCCUGCCGUACAUGUGUGCCGGCGGCCUUUGAGGGCGGCCGGCCCUCCCUGGAGCAGUUCCAGACCUUCCUGCCCUGGUUCCUAGCCGCUAAGCCCUCAGAGCGAUGCGCCAAGGGCGGCUUGGGCGCCAGCUUCACUCGUUUGUGGUUCGUCUGUCCCCCCUCCCUCCUUUUCCCCUCCUAUCCUCGGCAGUCUCGCGCCUUCGCCGCCCGAGCCUCCCGGGAGCUUAAACUGGACGUGUACGCCUACUCGCUGUUCCACGUGUUUUUUGAACAGUACCUUUCCGUACUGUACGACACAGCGGCGAUGGUUGGUCUGCCGCUCCUGGCGGUGGUGGGCACUGCCUGGGCUCUGAGCGGCAGCGCCUGGUGUGCUGGUUUGUUGGCGGCCGUGUUGUGCAGCGUGCUGGUGCACCUGGGGGGGGCUAUGUGGCUGGCGGGGAUACAGGUCAACGCCGUGUCGCUGGUCAACCUGGCCAUGGCCCUGGGCAUCGCGAUUUUCGAGGUGUACUACUUCCGGCUGUAUCUGGCGCUGGUGGUGGUGGGGGCGGCGCACGGGCUGGUGCUACUGCCGGUGCUGCUGGCCCUGGCCUUCGCUGCCGCCCCUGUGGCUCGCCCGGCCUCGCGCCGCUCGGCUGUCGUCGUCCGCGCUCAGGCUCAGGAUGUGAGCCGCCGCGCUGCUCUGGGCGCCCUGGCUGGCGUUGCUGCUCUGGUCUCCAACGCCAACCCGUCGAGCGCCGCUUACGGUGACUCGGCUAACGUGUUCGGCAAGGUGACCAACAAGUCGGGCUUUGUGUCCUACGCUGGCGAUGGCUUUGCUCUGCUCCUGCCCAGCAAGUGGAACCCCAGCAAGGAGACUGACUUUCCGGGCGUGACCCUGCGCUACGAGGACAACUUCGAUGCCGUGAACAACCUGGUCGUUAUCGCUCAGCCCACGGAUAAGAAGUCGAUUGAGGACCUGGGCAGCCCGGACAAGUUCCUGGAGUCGGUCAGCUACCUGCUGGGCAGGCAGGCGUACUCCGGCGAGACCGUCUCGGAGGGUGGCUUCGCCCCCAACCGUGUGUCCGCUGCUUCUCUGCUGGACGUGUUCACCACCUCCGACAAGAAGGGCAAGACGUACUACAAGUACGAGCUGCUGGUCCGCACUGCCGAUGGUGAUGAGGGUGGCCGCCACCAGCUGAUUGCCGCCACUGUUGGCAGCGACAGCAAGCUGUACAUCCUGAAGGUUCAGGUCGGUGACAAGCGCUGGUUCAAGGGCGUCAAGAAGGAGGCCAUGGGCGUCUUCGACUCUUUCACCGUCGUGUAAAGCAGUCCAGCCUUUUUUCAGUCUGAAGUGGCAUCGGGAAUGUUCCGCUUUGGUUGACUAGAGUACAACUUCUUUGAAAGGAUGGCGGGUGCGCUGACGCGCGCUUCUUCCCAUCUCAAUUGACUCUACCAAUUACAGUGGAAUGGUGGAACCGGGUGGGAGUCGGGGAUGCGGGCUUCUGUCGGAGAUUUGAGGUGUCGCAUUCUGGUUGAGAAGAGAAUUGCUGUUAGGGCGUAGUGCUAUUCCUGCCGAGUGGGUGCUGCCUAGGCAUAGUGCACAGAUACACUUGGGCGAGGAGUCAGGUGCCGUGUAUGAACAGUUUUGCGAUGGCUUUAUCACUCUCGGCAACUAUGCUCCGAAAGGUGCAUGUAACAUAUGGAGAAUUCCACGAUCGUCG